Papaver somniferum (opium poppy) is the source of this 1066-nucleotide messenger RNA. RefSeq lists its product as uncharacterized. Lineage: Eukaryota; Viridiplantae; Streptophyta; Magnoliopsida; Ranunculales; Papaveraceae. The record is from RefSeq and is a predicted model, not a curated record. The transcript is spliced from 3 exons. Bases 55 to 558 code for a protein of 167 amino acids.
AAAAAAAAAAAACGGUUUGGAAUAUUAGGUAAUUGUGUGACCUAAUUGCUGGAAAUGAUAAAAGGGUGGAUACUGGAAGAAAAUACGUUACCCAGUAAAUACACGGAGAUGAAGUUGAUUAUGAUAGGUCUGGGUAUGAAAUGUAAGGCUAUUCAUGCAUGCCCAAACCAUUGUAUUUUGUAUUAUAAAGAGCAUGAAAAUGCAACAAGUUGUCCGCAAUGUAAAUCACCAAGAUUCAAAGUCAAACAAGGGAAAUUUGGACCAAAGCAGACGAAAGAACCUUUCCUGGUGCUGAGACACUUUCGCGUUGGUGAAAGACUUAAGAGAAGUUCUACUGGUAAGGAGGUCACAGUGGAUGAGGUAGAAACACAAACAAAGUUUAUUCCAUGGUUGGUUGAAAAGCUAGUGAAAGAGAAAAAAACAGAUUCGGUUUUGUGGAGAUUGGCGCAAGGUCCUGUUGGAGCAACAGAGUUUAUAAAAUAUCGCGUAAAUGGUUUUAUGUUUUCUCCUAGAUUUAUGAAGAAGACCAUGAUACUCAAGAUAGUGAUGUCUGCGUAGAGGCAUACAUCUCCUGAAACUCACCUUUCAAAGUGGUAUGGAGUGAUUAACCAAAUCUUAGAAUUAGAUUAUACUACUUUUCAUGAGACUGUGUUCUACUGUGACUGGGUGAAGGUAGGAAGUGGAAUCAAAAUUUGUCCAGAUUCCAACUUGGUUUUGGUAAAGUUGAACAGUAUGAGAAGUUCCAGUAAAAUGUAUGACGAACCAGCAAUUCUAGUUGAAGAGGCUAUCCAGGUUUUUAACUCCAAAGGUUUGAAAAGCUUUGAUCAGUGGGUUGUUAUUCCUUCACCAAAGGGACUAACGAUAAAGGUAGACGAUCUUAAAAAGCCUAGUCCCGGCAGCUUUCAAGACGUUCUUGUCGAUGAACCUCAUUUGGCUUGUUUGCUUAAUGUUUAUGGUGCCAAGAGACCAAGAAUGGUGCCAAGAAGACGAGAAUAACUACAUUGUAAUUGUCUUAACCAAAAUUGUAACUAGUUUUAUACAUUCAGAAUUCAGUAAAUACACUUGU